CGCUGGUGGUCAUUAAAUUAAACUCUGGUUAGUAUCCACCGAGCGAGCGCCUUUCCCAAUGGAGGAGCGUCUACAGCGGACCGGUUGCCUUCGGAAAUCUUUUGAGAGAACACAUCUUUUGAGAGAACACAUCUUUUGAGAGAACACAUCUUUUGAGAGAACACAUGUUUUACAUUGGACCUCCUCUCUCCUGAUGUAAGGAUCUACUUUUUGAAAGGACUAGUUUAACUUCCACCCCUUCGCAGCACCCGCGUUAUCGCACCGAUACCCCUCUGAUGUCCGCCCGGUAGCAGCCACAACCGCAGCUUCCCCAGACCCCCAUCGCGUGCCGCUUGCCAAUGCAAACUAAUCAUAAGUGGGGAGAAGCGCUCCGUGGGUCUCCCUCCUCCAUGGCCUCUUUUCCCUCCAUCCCAUCCCCCCUUCCCCUCCUCUCCCUCUUCUUCCUCCUCUCCAUCCCACCAGUGACUCUUAUCCAGCCCCAAUGGCCCCUGCAACGCGUCCCUGUGGUCUUACCCCAGGUGACAGAGGACCGCCCCGCCCCUCACUUCCAGGCUGACGCCCGAUUGGACGUCACCUCCCCAUGUGACCCAGAAUGCCACAAGAAGGCUCUUCCCCCCAGCUACUGGGACCUGCGUAGCAUCCUGUCAUACGAGACACUCCAUAGCAACGGUCGCCUCACCGAAACCGCCGUGGGGAUCUACGGGUACACCGCCCCCACCCAGACCACGCCGGCACUGCCUUCCCGACGCAAACGUCAGAUCUUUGGCCAUGACGGGCGUUUCAGCAUUGUAGGGCAAGACUUCCUGUUGAACUACCCAUUCUCGGCAGCGGUCAAGCUGUCCACCGGGUGUUCCGGAACACUGGUGGGCGACCGGCACGUUCUGACCGCCGCCCACUGCGUCCACGACGGGAAGAACUACGUGAAAGGGGCGCAAAAGCUCCGGGUGGGUUUCCUGAAGCCAAAGCAGCGUGACUCUCCCAAUCCGGCCUCUGCCACCAAUGCAUCCAACACCCAUCCAUCAUCCCCAGAUAAGAUGAAGUUCCAGUGGAUUCGUGCCAAGCGCACCCACGUGCCCAAAGGCUGGAUCAAGGGCAACGGCAACGACAUCGGAAUGGACUACGACUACGCCUUGUUAGAGCUCAAGAAGGCCCACAAACGACGCCACAUGAAGCUGGGCGUCUCCCCGCCGGCGAAGCAACUGCCCGGGCGCAGGGUCCAAUUCUCCGGCUAUGACAACGACCGGCCGGGACAGCUGGUCUACCGGUUCUGCCGGGCUGGAGAGGAGACGCCAGACCUGCUCUACCAGCACUGUGACGCCCAGCCCGGGGCCAGCGGCUCGGGGAUCUACGCUCGUAUGUGGGACCGGAGGAGGCGGCGCUGGGAGAGGAAGGUGAUCGGGGUGUUCUCAGGGCACCAGUGGGUGGAGCGAGACGGGGCGUCGCAAGAGUUUAACGUGGCGGUGAGGGUGACGCCUCUGAAAUACGCCCAGAUCUGCUACUGGAUCAAAGGAAACUAUGUAGACUGCCGAGAAGGAUGAGGAAGAGGUGGACAUGUCAUGCACAUACUGUACACACACACAGAGGAUUGAUGGAGGACAAAGGGGGUCUUCACUUCCCUUGCUGAGGAAGUUGACAAGUGGACACGUCAUUCAUACACAUGCAGAACACACUUCAUCAUGCAUUAAUACUGUUUCAUUACUAAUACAUACCAUCGUUCUGCAUGCAGAGACAUCCCUCCCAACACACAACUAGAACGACUCACAUUUACAUCCAGGAAGUCCUACUGUACAUACAUACAUCCUCACUAACCCUUUCCCAUCGCACAUUAAAUAAAAUGUAAAACAUGUAUUCGUGCCCUUCUUACUGCAUGAUCAACACUGUGCUUUGAAACACAACUGAAAGGUGUUAUGACUGAGCUUCAGAAGAUGGCUUUGACCAGGGACUCCCUGUACUUUAGAUGUCUUUGACCAGGGACUCCCUGGACCAGCGUGUUAUGACUGAGGUUCAGAAGAUGGCUUUGACCAGGGACUCCCUGUACUUUAGAUGGCUUUGACCAGGGACUCCCUGUACUUUAGAUGUCUUUGACCAGGGACUCCCUGUACUUUAGAUGUCUUUGACCAGGGACUCCCUGGACCAGCGUGUUAUGACUGAGGUUCAGAAGAUGGCUUUGACCAGGGACUCCCUGUACUUUAGAUGUCUUUGACCAGGGACUCCCUGUACUUUAGAUGUCUUUGACCAGGGACUCCCUGGACCAGCGUGUUAUGACUGAGCUUCAGAAGAUGGCUUUGACCAGGGACUCCCUGUACUUUAGAUGUCUUUGACCAGGGACUCCCUGGACCAGCGUGUUAUGAUGGUGAAGAGAACAUUUAAUGCACUGAAAGAAAGGAUGAAAUAGGAGGAACAAGAAGAUGUGUAAGAGAUUGGUGGAGAGAUGCAGUUUCACUGCUAAUUCUAUAGAUUGUCAGAGCUCUGUUGGGACAACUUUUUUUCUUCUGUUAUUGCCAAUGAAUGUAACCCUGUCAUCAACCAAAGGUGCUACCCUGCUCUUAAAAAAUGUAAACUCAAGGUAUAGACUGUCACAGUACAAACGGUUGGUGUUUCAAAUGGACCCAAGUAAAAUAUCCAUAGCUCCCCCUGCUGGGCCAAAUACAACACUACAGGCCACUUUGAUGACAGCAGAGUGUUGACUCUGGAACACUGACCCUCAACUACUCAUGAUAUGCACUUUGUCAAACCUUAUGGGUGAGCUAUUUUUCUGUUUCAAAAACAAUUGUGCAGCAAUAUAUAUAUAUAUCAACUUUAUAAUGCUUUGGAAUAAAAUGCAUAAUGUGG
Messenger RNA from Oncorhynchus gorbuscha (pink salmon), 2832 nucleotides. RefSeq names its product serine protease 23-like. Gene Ontology annotation, biological process: proteolysis. The record is from RefSeq and is a predicted model, not a curated record. The transcript has 3 exons. Gene Ontology annotation, molecular function: serine-type endopeptidase activity. The coding region runs from base 339 to 1538 and encodes 399 amino acids. NCBI's taxonomy places the organism in Eukaryota, Metazoa, Chordata, Actinopteri, Salmoniformes, Salmonidae.